AUCUCCCAAGCGACGAACUGGCCAAGCCCAAAAUACAAAGGCCCAGAAAUCAAAAUCCCAAAUUUUUACUCCACAUCUCCACAUACCACAGUAAGGGCGUAGGGCGCAAGAGCCGUCGCAACGAUUAUCGCUAAUCCGACUAAUCGGAAAUAUCCCAACUCUUCAUCACUCGUCAGUCGGUGGUCCGGUGUGGCGGUAACUGCGGUCGGACGUCGGACGGUCGGAACACCGUGCACGGCUUAGCCUAAGGUAGUAGAGGCUUGCCCGCUUAUCAUUCUUGUCUCUCGUCCCAGGCCAUUUCUGCUCUUCGUUAAAUCUCCGAGAAAAAUGAGUCACUCUAGCAGGAGUUACAGAACUUUGUAUGUUGGCAAUCUACCUGGUGAUAUUCGCGAGCGUGAAGUCGAGGAUUUGUUUUACAAGUAUGGACCGAUUGCGCACAUUGAUAUGAAAAUUCCUCCCAGACCUCCUGGUUAUGCUUUUGUCGAGUUCAAGGAUGCUCAAGAUGCUGAAGAUGCUAUUCGUGGUCGCGAUGGCUAUGAUUUUGAUGGACACCGAUUGCGGGUUGAGCUGGCUCAUGGUGGCCGUGGCCAGUCAUCUACAAAUGAUCGCCACAGUAACUAUAAAAGUGGCCGUGGUCCACAGGGGGGAGUGUCAAGGCGUUCUGAUUAUCGAGUGAUGAUUACUGGAUUGCCCAAAUCUGCUUCAUGGCAAGAUCUUAAGGAUCACAUGCGUCGAGCUGGGGAUGUUUGUUUCUCCCAAGUAUUUCGUGAGGGAAGUGGAAUGUCUGGAGUUGUAGAUUACACAAAUUAUGAUGAUAUGAAGCAUGCUAUAAAAAAACUUGAUGCGUCUGAGUUUAGAAAUGCAUACUCAAGUGCAGUAAUAUGUGUUAAGGAAUAUGAAUCAGGACGUUCGAGAAGCCUAAGUCGAAGCCGCAGUCCUUCUUAUUCAAGAGGAAAGAGUGGCGGUCACAGCCGCAAUCGACGCCGAAGUGACAGUCGUAGCAGGAGCAGAAGCAAUUCUCCUAAAGCCAAGCCUUCUCGACGUUCAAGUUCUCAUUCAAAGUCCGCAUCCCGGUCCCGCUCUAGAUCAAAAGGCCGCUCUAUGUCUAGAUCUCUAUCAAGGUCCAGGUCUCCAUUGCCAUCUUCGAAGAAAGAUGUCAACGAAAGCCCAAAGAAGCACAGCCCCACUAGGAGCCCUGUCCGCAGUCGCAGCCGGAGUUCAUCCAGGUAAAACAAGGGGUGAUGCAUCUGAUGCGAAUGUAUGGCUCCCCUGUACUAUUGGACUUGUGUCACUGAACUAGACCAAUGAGAUCUCGUAUAAUCUUUUUUGCCCAAUGUUUUAGCUUGAACAAUUUUAUGGCGUUGGGCCUGAUUGCGCACGUGUAUUUUUGUUAAGAAUUGCGAACCAUCUCAUUUGAUUACUCUCAAAUGCUUUCUUGAUGCAUGAUGUGCCUUGAUUGUUUUUAAAGCGAGAUUUAUCUUUUU
This is a messenger RNA of Cuscuta europaea, 1484 nucleotides long. The record is from the annotation of a GenBank genome assembly. Lineage: Eukaryota; Viridiplantae; Streptophyta; Magnoliopsida; Solanales; Convolvulaceae.